AUGUCCCAAUAUUUGCUGCAAGCCAGGAGUGAAUCUACAGUGUCCAAAUACUUUUCAUAUUUCCGGAAGUGGGAGGAUUUUAUUGUGCGAGAGCACGCGUGUGCAUUACAGGCCCAACCAAUACACGUGGCCUUAUAUGUGUCUUACCUGUUGGACAAAGGGAGUUCUUACAACGUCGUUAACGCCGCUGUAUAUGCAAUCAAAUGGGCCCACAGCAUUAGUAGCUUGCCUGAUCCUACAGAGAACGGUUUUGUCAAAAACAUGGUCGAAGCAGCCAAACGUCAGGAAAGGACCCCGCGCGUGAAGAAAGACUGUGUCUCGUCGGAACUGUUAAUACAACUUUGUAAGAAAUAUAAAGACAGUAAUGACGCUUUAAUAGUCAGAGACUUGGCAAUGAUAGUGGUCAGCUUCGCAGGGUUUCUCAGAUUUGACGAGUUGAGCAGGUUGCGUAUGAGGGAUGUUGCGUUUAAUGAUACGUAUGUAAGUCUUAAUAUUGAGAAGAGUAAAACUGAUCAAUAUAGGUUCGGGAGUGAGGUAGUCAUUUCAAAAGGAGAGACUGUGGCGUGCCCGUAUCGAAUGCUUGAAAGAUAUAUAAAGUUCAGCAAUAUCUUAGAACCAAAUGACUUUCUUUUCAAACCUUUCGUACGUAGCGGAGGCGUAUGUAAGCCAAUUUUAAAAUGUAAGGCGCUUAGUUAUACUCGUGCAAGGGAGUGUGUGGUGCAGAGGUUGAAGGAAAUAGACGGGGGUCUGAAUUUAGGAUUACAUUCUUUAAGGGCGGGCGGCGCCACGCAGGCGGCUAAUAGCGACGUAAAUGACAGGUGCUGGAAAAGGCACGGGCGGUGGGAAACCGACGUCGCUAAGGACGGUUAUGUCGCUGAUUCCUUGGCCCGUAGGCUGCAGGUUACUCAGAAGUUAGGUCUUUAA
Messenger RNA from Ylistrum balloti, 924 nucleotides. RefSeq lists its product as uncharacterized. NCBI's taxonomy places the organism in Eukaryota, Metazoa, Mollusca, Bivalvia, Pectinida, Pectinidae. Gene Ontology annotation, biological process: DNA recombination; DNA integration. The record is from RefSeq and is a predicted model, not a curated record. The transcript has a single exon. The coding region runs from base 1 to 924 and encodes 307 amino acids. Gene Ontology annotation, molecular function: DNA binding.